Messenger RNA from Pisolithus orientalis, 2796 nucleotides. Its product is annotated as P-loop containing nucleoside triphosphate hydrolase protein. The transcript is spliced from 9 exons. The record is from RefSeq and is a predicted model, not a curated record. Gene Ontology annotation, biological process: microtubule-based movement. The coding region runs from base 1 to 2796 and encodes 931 amino acids. Gene Ontology annotation, molecular function: microtubule binding; ATP binding; microtubule motor activity. Lineage: Eukaryota; Fungi; Basidiomycota; Agaricomycetes; Boletales; Pisolithaceae.
AUGGUCGUUGCUGGAUCAAUCACUGUCGCAGUCCGCCUACGCCCCCCCACAGCAUGGGAGGCUGCCAGACUGCCCGAACCGUGCUAUGACACCACAAUACGCGGAGAUGGAACUCUCGCAACACACGUUAGACCGGUCACCGCAACAGCCCCCUUGCGAGAGAUUGUCCAAAUCAUCGACGAUCGUAUCCUCACCUUCGAUCCCGUGGACCCCGACAGGGCGCGUUCGUUUGUGGAACGCGGCUUUGCUCCCCCGGGUACAAAACGAUACAAGGACAAGAGAUUCAUGUUUGAUAGAGUCUUUGACGGCGAAGCUCGGCAAGAGGAGGUGUACGCUGCCACCGCUAAGCCCCUACUCAACGGACUACUUGACGGUUAUAAUGCCACUGUGUUUGCAUAUGGCGCCACUGGAUGCGGCAAGACCCACACGAUCAGCGGGGCCGAAGCAGAUCCAGGCGUAAUUUACCUCGCCAUGGCAGACUUGUUCCAACGAAUUGAAGAUCGUAAGGACGAGUGGAACACUGAAGUGGUGGUGACGUUCUUGGAGAUCUAUAACGAGGAGAUUCGUGACCUUCUCGCGGAACCUGGGACACCCACCCCACGAGGUGGUCUGCAAAUAAGAGAGGACAAGUUCGUCAGGGUCAUUGGCCUCGUUGAGCAUCACCCAGCCUCCGCGGAAGAUGUCAAACAGAUUGUUCUCCUGGGUAACUCCCGUCGAACACAAUCACCCACCCAUGCGAACGAAACUUCUUCCCGCUCUCAUGCCGUUCUCCAAGUACAUGUCACUCAAGCACCCCGGACUGCAGCGUUGUCAGAACAACGUACAAUGGCAACGCUCUCUAUAAUCGAUUUAGCUGGCAGCGAGAGGGCCGCCGCCACUUCCAACAUGGGUCAGCGGAUGGUAGAAGGGGCCAACAUCAACAAAUCUUUACUUGCCCUUGGUAACUGUAUCAAUGCUCUCUGCGAGAGCGGGGGGGCCGUUCGGCACGUACCGUACCGCAAUAGCAAGCUGACACGGUUGCUCAAAUUCUCGCUGGGAGGCAAUUGCAAAACUGUCAUGAUCGUUUGUAUCGCCCCCACCUCACAGCACUUCGACGAUACCCACAACACUCUCCUUUAUGCUGAACGAGCGACAAAAAUAAAGACAAGAGUUAUCACGCGCAAUGUUGUCAACGUCGACCGGCAUGUAGGACAAUAUGUUGAAGCAAUCAACCGCCUCAACAUUGAAGUAGCAGAACUCAAAGCCAAACUCGCUGGGAAGAUCAGCGCAGAGAGCGAAGUCCUCAAACGUCGGAAGGCCGAAGCUCAGGCAGAGGUCGAACGAGCGAAGAAGGACAUGCAAGCUCGUAUGGAGCAAGCACGGGCUUCUAUCAUUGACGCGCGGCCGAAGUCACGCUACUGCUCCAUAAAUGCUCGCCUAGCAGAGAUCGAAAGCCAGUCAUCCCUAUCGUCCGAUCUCGAAGCAGAGCGUGCCCUUCUGCGAGCUCUCGCAGGCCCACAAGAGCAAGCGGUCAAAUCAGAAUCACAACUGAAUGUUCGGCUCAGCCGCUCUCAGAACUCACGCAACAUGUUUGAAGCAACUCUCCGCGCAGUAUGCGAGCGUCGUUCCGACAACCUGGCAGACGUUAGCAUGGAGAAUGUGAAGGCUGAUGCCAUAUGGCGCAAAGCCGAAAUGGAGCGUGUCAGGGCAGAAGCCGAAAAGGAUGCCGUCAAGGAGUCCUUCCAGUCCCAAGCUGACAUUCUGGUAAACUUGCUAGGGAUGGUUGGUCGAUGCAAUGUCGUUCUUGGGGAAGCUUCACGGAUACUACAUACCGCUGUGGAGGAGGGCCGUGAGGGCUUGGAGGGCACAGUGAGGGCGAUGACAGCGUCACUUAAGAGUGUUGCCGGGAAGAACGACGAUGCUUUUGCCGCAGCGGUACAUCGGCCAUUGACUGCGUUUGCGCCCGGGCCGUUUACUCGCGCACUGCCGGACCAAGCAUCCCAACCAGUUUCCAAGACAUACCGUCGACUGUCAUAUAAUACUAUCGCUUCCCCCCCUAGAAGAAGCCACAAAACUCCUCGCAAGUCAUUACGUUCCAGUAUUGGGCAGCCAGAAAGGAAAGUUGUUCAAUGGAAAGAUGAGGCGGGUCAGGGCGACCUUGAUGAUGGCGGGAAGAAGAGCAUUCCACUGUUAUCCGUCACUUCCGUCGACAACUCUGAAAUUAUCCCGCGAUGUCAAUCAGUUGCUGGUUCAGAAAGUGAAUGGGAAGACGAGCGGACCGAUGACAGCCUCAAUCUUAGCUUCAUCUCUGCUCCGAUCCACGGGUCGCUACCCAGCAUGAGCAGGCGGUCACGGCCGAGCCGACUUGAUUCAGGGUUUCUCCCAACCAACGGACAGGGUUUCCUUGGCUCCCUCCAGGAAGCAGAUGAAAGCGCCUCUCCCGCACGGCACCCAGCGAUCCGUAGUGCAAGCCCCACACGGCGCCUUCCAACAUCUGCCCCGAAGCUAGCGCCUCCCACGAGCAAAACCGCUCGUCGAAGAUCAAAUAUUGGCCCUGUUAGGCACGAGAAGACACGUCGGCGCUCGAGUAUGAUCCCUCAACCUUCACCACCUGGCGAAGAUGCGGGCGAAUCAGGUGGACCACGUAAGGGGGAGACCAUUGGACGUUCACCUGCGAAACGGCCCAAGCGGUUGUCCUUACUUGCAAAUGCGUCAAGGUCACUGAGGGUAAAAGGCCCGAGCCCCUUUGCGGCUACUUUGACUAUCCCGACCACCAAUGCAGACUGCAUCAAAUCCUCGAAACCAUCAUGGCGAUGA